CGUUCUGUCUGCUGUGGCUAGGUGGACUUGGUCUGGCCCGCAUUCAGACUGGGUUGAUCCGGACAGGAAGACUCGUCAUGCUCCGUACCGUGCUUUCCCGGGGUGUCACCAGCCUGAUCCGACCCUCAGUCUGCUACUAUGGGACCGCUGUUCCGGUUCCGAGCGCUCAGCCUGAGGUCCAUUUCAACAAGCUGUUUAUUAAUAACGAAUGGCAGGAAGCUGUGAGUGGGAAAACGUUUCCAACGAUCAAUCCAUCCACUGGAGAAAUCAUCUGCCAGGUUGCAGAGGCUGAUAAGGCAGAUGUAGAUAAGGCAGUGAAGGCUGCACGUAACGCCUUUAGGCUGGGCUCACCUUGGCGCCGUAUGGAUGCAUCUGAUCGGGGCAGGCUUCUUUACAAAUUAGCCGACGCUAUUGAAAGAGAUUCUGCCUACCUCGCUGAACUGGAGACCUUGGACAACGGGAAGCCGUAUGUCAUCGCCUAUAUGGCUGAUUUACCCUUGGUUGUGAAAUGUCUCCGGUACUAUGCAGGUUGGGCAGACAAAUGGGAGGGGAAGACCAUCCCUGUUGAUGGCGAUUACUUCACCUAUACCAGACAUGAACCUGUUGGAGUCUGUGGACAGAUAAUACCUUGGAACUUCCCUCUGGUGAUGCAGGCCUGGAAACUUGGGCCAGCCUUAGCAACUGGUAAUACUGUUGUGAUGAAAGUAGCUGAGCAAACACCACUCACAGCACUCUAUGUGGCCAGUCUUAUUAAAGAGGUUGGAUUUCCUGAAGGCGUGGUCAAUAUCUUGCCUGGAAUGGGACCAACAGCUGGUGCAGCCAUUGCCAACCACAUGGAUGUUGACAAGGUGGCCUUUACUGGGUCCACAGAGGUGGGUCAUCUGAUCCAACAGGCAGCAGGCAGCAGUAACUUGAAGAAAGUUACAUUGGAACUGGGAGGAAAGAGUCCAAAUAUCAUUCUGUCUGAUGCCAACUUGGAAAAUGCUGUGGAGCAGUCCCACGUUGGCCUGUUUUUCAAUCAAGGCCAGUGUUGCUGUGCUGGCUCUCGAGUUUUCGUCCAAUCAGAUGUCUACGAUGAGUUUGUGGAGCGCAGUGUGGCACGUGCUGAAAAGAGAGUGGUGGGAGACCCGUUUGACUUCAAGACUGAGCAGGGCCCUCAGGUAGAUCAGGAGCAGUUCAACAAGAUUCUGGGCUACAUCAGCAGUGGGAAGAGAGAAGGUGCCAAGCUGAUGUGUGGAGGAGGAGUGGCAGCAGACAGAGGUUACUUCAUCCAGCCUACAGUGUUUGGAGAUGUCCAGGACAACAUGAUCAUUGCCAGGGAGGAGAUUUUUGGUCCAGUGAUGCAGAUCUUUAAAUUUAAAACAUUGGAGGAGGUUAUAACCAGAGCCAACGACACCAAAUAUGGACUUGCAGCUUCAGUUUUCACAACUGACAUUGACAAAGCGAACUAUGUGUCCAGUGGGCUCCGGGCUGGCACAGUGUGGAUAAACUGUUACAACGUGUUUGCUUCCCAGGCUCCAUUUGGAGGCUACAAAGCCUCAGGUAAUGGCAGAGAGUUGGGAGAGUAUGGACUGGAAGCCUACACAGAAGUGAAAACGGUGACAGUCAAGGUGCCACAGAAGACUUCUUAAACAUUUUCCUGGAAACCUGAGGCCUGCUGAGAGGAAAAGUUCAACCGUGACUUUUGGACUGCUUUGGAUUAUUCUCCUUUCUAAUAAAUAUUUACACAGAAAGGAAAUAAAAACUUGUUAAGGUUAACACCUGUUGAUUUAACAUAGACAGAAAAGACAAACAGAGUCAGUAUUCUUGCUACUCGCGAGGAGAACGAACAGAGAUGUGCUUCAGUAACAAUCUCCUACCGCUCUAAAGCACAUUUGUACGCCCCACGCUUUUUAUUGUUUUAGGAUCCCUAAUCACAAGGACGCUGUAGCUCUAAAGGGAGGGGAAACAAUUCAUCACACAGCUACAGCGCUAAUUGUCAUUUACUAACUAAUACACAAAUGAUCCUGGACUAGAUAAUCUCGUUCCUAACACAAAGUCUAGCAGAAUAUACAUGUGAUUCUUCACAGUGACAGUUUUAUAGCAUUCCAGCAACUCAGCGAAGCAGAACUCUUCACCAAGAGAUGACCUGUGUCUGCUCUCCAUCAGAGAGGCCUUCUGAGAAAGAAAUCAGAGCAAAUCAACAAUAUAGAAACAUUCUAAAUCCUAUGAUAUUAAACAAAAGAAAGAUAAUACUAUAAGGGUACAUGAGAAUAACGAAUAUUUGAUUAACAUAUCAUAAUUUCUCUAACAAAACUGUACAACAUCUUUUUCUCUCUUCUAGUAAAAAUGCAUAUCUUGUUGCUAAGCUCUACAAUUCAUGACUGAAGCAUUACAACAGAUGAGUUAUGAUAAAAUUACAAAGCCUAUAAUCAGAGAAGCUAACUGUAAUUCAGAUUUGGUAAUGAAUAACAUUCUGCUUCUCUUUGCUUGGUAAAUGUUUAUUGUGAAAGCAAUUGAGUGAAGUGCAACUUCCCCAUGAUGUCCGUACGCAUGUCAUUUUCAGAUUGCUUAUGUAACAAGUGGUACCACCAGGAUUGCCAAGAAGCCCAACUGAGACAGAUUGGUGAAUGUGUACUUAAGAGAUAGAUUCUUUAGGAAUAAUUUUUGCUGAGUUACCCUUUGUUGUGACAUAAUGAAUGCAUAAGAUCAAAUAGUCAGUGACACCAGGUGAGGAAGGACUUCAGCAGCCUUCAAAUGUCCCUUGCCAGAAAAUGCAUGCCCUGCAGUGUGGAAAUAUUUGAUGGUAAUGUGUUAGAUGAAAUUUUCUACCUGACAUAUCCUCUGAGCAAUUGGUAUACUUUUAUAUUUGAAUGACGCCUUUCGAACUGAAAAACGGGACAUGCAAAUAUUGGCAGGUGAAUAACUUGCUUUGCCAAAAAAUGCAUCCCCCUGCUAACUUGGAGAAAUAAAGAGUUAAGAAUGAAAUAACUUUUCCUACAUAAUCACAUAUACGUUUGAUAUCAAUGGGAAAAUAGACAGGAGAUGCAGAUAAUGGCAGACGCAGAAAUUAAAAUGUAUUCUCUCCUGUAGUAAUAUACUGGACAGUUAAUGGUGAUAGAAAAUGUUCUACAUGUUUUCUCAUCUGUUAAGCUUUAUGGUGUUAAAAGAAAAAGCGGGGAAGAUCAGAGACUAAAAAGUUCGACUCAUCUGUCUCAAUAAAGUUAUCAAAACCA
Poeciliopsis prolifica (blackstripe livebearer) is the source of this 3215-nucleotide messenger RNA. Its product is annotated as aldehyde dehydrogenase, mitochondrial-like. The coding region runs from base 78 to 1631 and encodes 517 amino acids. The record is from RefSeq and is a predicted model, not a curated record. Gene Ontology annotation, molecular function: aldehyde dehydrogenase (NAD+) activity. The transcript is spliced from 13 exons. Lineage: Eukaryota; Metazoa; Chordata; Actinopteri; Cyprinodontiformes; Poeciliidae.